Molecule: messenger RNA, 1270 nt
Organism: Exophiala mesophila
Lineage: Eukaryota; Fungi; Ascomycota; Eurotiomycetes; Chaetothyriales; Herpotrichiellaceae
Product: proteasome subunit beta type-5
Exons: 2
Coding region: 233-1084 (283 amino acids)
Cellular component (GO): proteasome core complex
Molecular function (GO): threonine-type endopeptidase activity
Source: RefSeq, a predicted model, not a curated record
CAGCAAAGCAACGCAUCGCAUCGUCGAAGCCUCACUCAUUCUCCCGCUCAUCACUCCCACCCUCUCUUCAUCAUCUCGCCUUGUUUUUGUUUUGACUUGUACCACAAUUCAGACCUUUUUGUACCAACACCCUUUUCUUCCCUUGUAUUCUGAAUCAUUCAACUACCUUUGCCGACCGGAACCUUAGCAAUCACCACCCUGCGAACACCUUCUCCAGACACACCUUGCGAUCAUGGAUACCCUCGUGGCCCAAUACACUCAAGCUCCGUUUGGCCACGAAGGCUUUCCAUCGGAAGACCAGCAAGACUAUCAAGAUGCCACACCUCCGCUGUCCCUCAAGUUUGCCCUCCCUCCUGUACCUCGACCAUCUGCAUUCCUUCGAGCUGCCACCGAUGAUUAUUCCAAUCCCAAUUGCCCCAUCAAGAUUGCCCACGGAACAACUACCUUGGCUUUCCGGUUCAAGGGAGGCAUCAUUGUAGCGACCGAUUCAAGAGCCACCGCAGGAAACUGGAUCGCCUCACAGACCGUCAAGAAGGUCAUUGAGAUCAACCCCAUGUUAUUAGGAACCAUGGCCGGUGGAGCUGCUGAUUGUCAAUACUGGCUCGCAUAUCUCGGUAUCCAAUGUCGUCUGCACGAACUGCGGCAGAAACAACGAAUUUCGGUUGCGGCUGCAUCCAAGAUCCUCGCUAACCUGGUUUACUCAUACAAGGGCAUGGGCCUGUCGAUGGGAACCAUGAUCACUGGAGUCACGCCCUCGGAAGGACCGGCGCUUUAUUACAUCGACUCGGAUGGCACACGUCUCUCGGGCAACCUCUUCUGCGUCGGCUCUGGCCAGACAUUUGCUUAUGGUGUGCUUGACGCGCAGUACAAGUAUGAUUUGGAGGAUGACGAAGCCUUGGAAUUGGGUCGAAGGAGUAUUCUGGCGGCCACCCACCGAGAUGCCUAUUCUGGCGGUUACAUCAACCUGUACCAUGUCAAGGAAGACGGUUGGGUCAAGCACGGUUUCUUCGACACCAACCCCAUAUUCUGGGAGACCAAGUUGACCAAGGGAGAAUUCUCCAAUGUCACAAGCGACCUUUCGUGAGCAUUGCCUUGAGACAAACAUAUUAUGGGCAAGAGUCGCCCUUCAUGGGCUUCUACCUUGACUGGGUUGGUUGGCGUUUUCUCGGCGGACACAGAGACGACUGUGGAGGAGUAGUGUACCAUCACUCACACAUAGCACGUGUGACCCCAUUAGAUCGAAAUACAAUCAAUCACCUACCAGCAGUUA